GACUUCCAAAUAUGGACAUGCGAGGUAUAAAACAUUGGUAUUAGAAGACUGUCUUGUGUUCGCUCCUGCUUUUCACCGUGGGGAGAACGUUGUUGGUCAUUCUGAAAAUUGCACGGUCUCGAGCAAGACAUUGUAACAGCAGGUUCUUGUGGCAUUCCUCCCCUGUAUGUGCGCUAGCUGACAGGGGUGUACCAUAAAUCUAGUCCGGUGUACAGCACCGUUUAUAUUUCUACUUGCGGACACUACACGGUCACACCAAACAGACAGACUGUGGCCGUGGCGACUGGGAACGUUCGAUCACAAGGUUUCCUAUCCAUCUACUAACUACACUGAUGUGGGUGUAGUAGUCUGGGUGAGUGACAAGACCAUUGAAAAGAAACAGACAAUAUGAGUAGUACCAAAAGGAAAGCAGAAGGGCACUCUAGGAACAUGGGUAAACUACGAGCCAUGAAGUCUGGAAGCUCCAGAACAGACUCAGAGAGAGACUCUGGCUUCUCAGAUGCCAGCACCAUAGACCCGACAGAUUCUGAGGGCUCAUCGCACUCUGUGUCCAAGAGAGAAGUUCAGCGCCCUGGAUCAGUGUUGGGGGCACAGUCCUCACAGCUAGCUGUGGUGGGGGGGUCCUACUCCAACAUGCCCCCCAUGAUCAUCCAGCAGCCUCAGGUGGUCUUCCUACAACCUGUGGUCUCCCACUGCACCACCUCCAACCCCAAGGAGGCUUCCUCUAAACACCGGCGCCCAAAAAAGUUUCUUCCCAUCCUCAGGUCCUACCCCAAGAUUGCCCCUCACCCUGGGGACAGCUCGAGUUCCUCUGGGAGAGGAAGAUCUUGUUCUUCCUCGUCGGGGUCAGAGAGAAGCGGUUUGUCCUCCAGCCACCGGGAGCGCCAUCUCAGCCACAGAGAAAAACAGCAGAAGCAGCAGUCUGGUAGUUCUAGCUCUAAUUCUUCUGGUUCCAGCACCCUCAGCUUCCCUCCUCCAACUAGCUCUCUGUCCCCCUCUCCCCAGCGCAGGCUCGCCCUCACCCUCUCCCUCACAGACUCCAGUGCCUGUAGCAGCCCUGCUAGACCCUCCCCCGCCGUCAGUAGAUCAGAGUACACCCCUGCCCCGUCCUUGACCGUAACUCCUUCUCACACCCUCAACUUUGGGCACCCUGAGAAACUCAAGUCCCAGCCUCUUUCCCUCCCAAAUCAAGCCACCACAACCGACAACGGCGAUGGAGAUGACCACGACAUCAAGCGUAAGCGCUUCUGCAACACGUACAACAUCCUGUCCAAGUCUGGCCUGCUGGACAUCACCCUAAGAACCAAGGACCUGCUCCGUCAGAACCGCAGGACCCAGGGAGACCUGGACCGGCUCAAGGAGCACACCAACCUCUUCCUGCAGGCCCUGCAGACCGGAGACACCAGCAUAUGGCGCAAGCUGCAAACCAGCCUCCAGGAAGAAGAGAAAGAGACCGAAGAGAAAGGGAAGGGCAGUGGGCAGCAGAGCAUCUUAAAGGCAGAUACAGAUUAGACCUGGACUAAGUAAAAGCAGGGUUUCAUCUGUUAGAUUGGGACUGAGUUGAGGUGGGGGAGGCUGGGACUUGGGCUGACUGAGGAAGCUGGACCGACAGUAAUGUGCCCACAAUGAUCACACAAACAGACAGUUACUCUGUCCCUGUCUCCCUGCACUGGUGCCUGGUUCAGCUACCCUAAACAAGGCCAGGCAAACUCCCUCUACACACUAGCCUGCCUGCUUUACCCUAAUCCAGGCCAGGCAUAUUCCUGGUAAACACUGUAGCCUGCCUGCCUUACCCCCCAAAUCAGGCCAGGAUGGAUGGGAGGCUUCUGUAUGAUAAACCACCUUCUUGCUGCUUAGAAGAAGUCUUGUUGUGCUCUGAGUAUCUCUGAGAUAAGCCCUAAGGGACUUUUUUACUGGAAGCUGAAAGUGCCCACCACUUGACACUUAUAGCCGUCAUCGUGAUGAGUAAAAUAGGCCUAUAUUGAAGAAGGCUUGCAUGGUAUAGUUUGUAAGAGUGCUGGGUACCUGAAUUAAACCCAACAAAACCACACAUUUUUCAUGAAAAUAUAUGGUGUUAAUUUAGGCUCAAACAAAUAUGUUUAGUGAUAUGUUUUACAACGCCCACUGGGCACACACUGGUUGAAUCGAGGUUGUUUAAAUUACGUGGAGCCAAUGUGGAGUAGACGUUGAAUUGACGUCUGUGCCCAGUGUGUAGCCACUUAUACAGUAGGUUUCCACUGGAGCACGUGUGAGGGGAACGGAAAGCAAGCAGCACAGAAUUAUUUUUUUCCUUCGUGAAUUCAUGGACUAAAGACAGUGAUUUACAUAGACUCCUUUAGGACUAGUGAGGAUACUGUUCAUCAAAGCAUAUUUUUGUUUAUACAACAAAGACUAAUGAAAGUCCCUCAAAUGGAAGAUGGGCUGAAAUCUUUUUGUCAUAACGUUUUUUGUAAGAGAAUUGUCAAGGCUUUAUCCAAAAGCAGAAUUUUAUUUAAAGCAUUUUAUUGUAUUUGCAUUCAAAUAAUUAGCAGGUAGUUCCAAAGGAAUUUCUAAGGAGUGUUGCUUCUUUUCUCCAAGGCAGAAAUGAAGAUUAAUUUGAGAACAUCGAACCUGCAUAGCAUAUUUUUUUGGCAAAAGGGAGGAUUUUUAUUGAUAGUUUCAAUCGCUGUCCUUUUAGACAAUGUUCAUUUAAGUAUAAAUAAAAGCAUGUUUACUGUGCUGAACCAAGCGCUUAUAACAUGAAUGCCUUGAAAUAAAUAAAAAAUGGUGUGGGAAGUUACUCCCAAUUAAGACGAAGUUGGCACUACUUAUCAUAAGAUUAAGUUAUUUUUUAUCUGUUAUUUUUUUUAAUCUGUUAUUCUUUGUGUUUUGUAAUAGAUACACCAACAUACAGCAUCUCUCUCCAAUGUUUGGUCAUUCAUGGCCUUAUGUAGACAAUUGAUUAUGUGGUGUCAAGGACAAAAACAAAUUAGUUCUCUAUACGAUGACAGACUCUCAGACAUACCUUCGUGCCACAUCUUGACAUUUUGUCCUGCAAAGCAUCUUUAAUGGUUUGUGUGCCUCAGAGUUGUUACAAAUACAACGAAUGUGAUAUCAUUUGCUCAUUUGCUAGAUGUUAUCUUGUGUAAAUACUAGUAAUAGGCCUCAGGUCAGCCAUUUUAAAAUGUGAGCUUCCUGAAUUUGUCAUCUUUAAGAACUGAAUAAGACAUGAAUUUGCUUGUUACCACAGUUUGAAUAGGUGAAGAGUGUAAAUGUUUGCUAUUGUUGAUUGGAUACAUAUUUUGAAACUUGACUCAAAUUGGGAGUCUUGUAUUUAAAUGUUGGCAGCUUUUUUUGUAUCAUUUUACUCUGCCUUCUUAUCGCAAAGACAUCAAUUAAUUGUGAUUGUAUUUCUCAAUGUUUCAGUAGCACAUUGGUAAUAGCUUGUGAUUGAUGACAAAUGGUCCAUAGCCCUAACAUGUAAUUAUGUACCAAUAUUUUUCUAUUACUAUAAAUUAUACAAUACCAUAAAUUAUACAAUACCAGUCAAAAGUUUGGACACACCUACUCAUUCAAGGGUUUUUCUUUAUUUGACUAUUUUCUACAUUGUGGAAUAAUAGUGAAGACAUUACAACUGAAAUAACACAUUCAAUCAUGUAGUAACCAACAAAAAUAUUUGAGAUUUGUUAAAGUCGCCACACUUUGCCUUGGUAACAGCUUUGCACAGUCUUGGCAUUCUCUCAAGCAGCUUCAUGAGGUAGUCACCUGGAAUUAAUUUCAAUGAACAGGUGUGCCUUGUUAAAAGUUAAUUUGUGGAAUUUCUUUCCUUCUUAAUGUGUUUGAGCCAAUCAGUUUGUUUUGUGACAUGAUAUGGGUGGUAUACAGAAGAUAUUUGGUAAAAUACCAAGUCCAUAUUAUGGUAAGCAAAGAGAGCUCAUUAGAGUUACCAAUCUCAGAAAUUGCAGCCUAAAUAAAUGCUUCACAGAGUUCAAGUAAUAGACACAUCUCAAUAUCAACUGUUCAGAGGAGACUGCGUGACUCAGGCCUUCAUGGUCGAAUUGCUGCAAAGAAACCACUACUAAAGGACACCAAUAAUAAUAAGAGACUUGCUUGGGCCAAGAAACACAAGCAAUGGACAUUAGACCGGUGGAAAUCUGUCCUUUGGUCAGAUGAGUCCAAAUGUAAGAUUUUUGUUUCCUACCUCCGUGCCUUUGUGAGACCCAGAUAGGUGACCAGAUUAUUUCUGCAUGUGUGGUUCCCACCGUGAAGCAUGGAGGAGGAGGUGUGAUGGUGUUUUGCUGGUGACACUUGAUUUAUUUAGAAUUCAAGGCACACUCAACCAGCAUGGCUACCACAGAAUGUUGCAGCGAUACGCCAUCCCAUCUGGUUUGAGCUUAGUGGGAUUUGAUUUUCAACAGGACAAUGACUCAACACACCUCCAGGCUGUUUAAGGGCUAUUUGACCAAGAAGGAGAGUUAUGGAGUGCUGCAUCAGAUGACCUGGCCUCCACAAUCACCCAACCUCAACCCAAUUGAGAUGGUUUGGGAUGAGUUGAACCGCAGUGGUGGAAAAGCAGCAAACAAGUGCUCCGCAUAUGUGGGAACUCCUUCAAGACUGUUGGAAAAGCAUUCCUCAUGAAGCUGGUUGAAAGAAUGCCAAGAGUGCAAAGCUGUCAUCAAGGCAAAGGUUGGCUACUUUGAAGAAUCUAAAAUAUAUUUUGAUUUGUUUAACACUUUUUUGGUUACUACAUGAUUCAAAUAGUUCUUUCAUAGUUUUGAUGUCUUCACUAUUAUUCUACAAUGUAGAAAAUAGUCAAGUUAAAGAAAAACCCUUGAAUGAGUAGGUGUGUCCAAACUUUUGACUGGUACUGUACAUUUUCUAAAAGGAUGGACCUUGAAAACACUCUUUUUGCAGCUAAGCAAAUCAGAGCAUCCUUCAGUUUGAACGAUGAUCAGUAAAUGCAUUAUCUUGUGUUUUUGUUGCUGAAGAUAACAUUUUUGUACUUUUUUUAAGAUGCAUUGCUUGCUUAAUAAACUUUAUUUCAAGGAACAUGA
Messenger RNA from Oncorhynchus masou masou (cherry salmon), 5033 nucleotides. Its product is annotated as CLOCK-interacting pacemaker-like. The record is from RefSeq and is a predicted model, not a curated record. The coding region runs from base 388 to 1512 and encodes 374 amino acids. Gene Ontology annotation, cellular component: nucleus. The transcript has 3 exons. Lineage: Eukaryota; Metazoa; Chordata; Actinopteri; Salmoniformes; Salmonidae. Gene Ontology annotation, biological process: negative regulation of DNA-templated transcription; negative regulation of circadian rhythm.